This is a messenger RNA of Fundulus heteroclitus (mummichog), 18886 nucleotides long. It is a transcript of the gene ryr2a, whose product is annotated as ryanodine receptor 2a (cardiac). The transcript has 115 exons. Gene Ontology annotation, cellular component: sarcolemma; smooth endoplasmic reticulum; calcium channel complex. Lineage: Eukaryota; Metazoa; Chordata; Actinopteri; Cyprinodontiformes; Fundulidae. Gene Ontology annotation, molecular function: protein binding; ryanodine-sensitive calcium-release channel activity; calcium ion binding. Bases 20 to 15229 code for a protein of 5069 amino acids. The record is from RefSeq and is a predicted model, not a curated record. Gene Ontology annotation, biological process: calcium ion transmembrane transport; intracellular calcium ion homeostasis.
AAAAAGGUCAAUUAAAGAAAUGAAUGCAAUUUGCACAAACAGCCAUGGUUAUGCGAAAAAUAUCAAGCGGGUUAAACAACUCAUGCUACUCGCUCUUUUACGAACAUUGGCAGGGAGCACUUCCCACGUCCACCGGCAGGGUGAGCAGGAAGUUAAAGGCGCACGCGCACACGCUCGUUCACACCUGGGCUUCUCCUCCUUCGCUAGGCGCGCGCUAUCCAAUGAGCUGCGACCUCUUCCGCUUCGGCUCUCACCGCUUCAGCCGCAGCAUCUUUCCCCAUUCUCCAGCCUGGUUCCCACACUGCAGGCGCCAUCCGGGAGACAGCUCGCCAUGGCUGACCUGGGAGAGGGAGAGGAUGAGAUCCAGUUCCUGCGAACAGAUGAUGAAGUGGUCCUACAAUGCUCAGCUACAAUCCAAAAGGAGCAACAGAAGCUCUGCCUGGCAGCUGAGGGCUUCGGAAACAGACUCUGCUUCCUGGAGUCCAUCUCUAACUCCAAGAAUGUACCUCCAGAUCUAUCCAUCUGUACCUUUGUGCUGGAGCAGUCACUAUCUGUACGAGCCCUCCAGGAGAUGCUGGCCAACACAGAAGAGAAGACUGAAGGGAUGGCCCAGGGUGGUGGACAUCGCACUUUGCUGUAUGGGCACGCUGUUUUACUACGACACUCGUACAGUGGAAUGUUCUUGUGCUGUCUGUCCACCUCCCGUUCAUCCACAGACAAACUGGCUUUUGACGUGGGAUUGCAGGAGGAUACCACAGGUGAGGCGUGCUGGUGGACCAUUCAUCCAGCAUCAAAGCAGCGUUCAGAGGGAGAGAAGGUUAGAGUGGGAGAUGAUCUCAUCCUGGUCAGCGUCUCCUCUGAAAGAUAUCUGCAUCUGUCCUAUGGGAAUGGCAGUCUCCAUGUAGAUGCAGCUUUCCAACAGACACUAUGGAGUGUGGCUCCCAUCUGUUCUGGCAGUGAAGUAGCACAAGGAUUCCUGAUAGGAGGGGAUGUGUUGCGGCUCCUCCAUGGUCAUAUGGACGAAUGUCUGACUGUUCCAUCAGGGGAACAUGGAGAGGAACAUAGGAGGUCAGUGCACUAUGAAGGAGGAGCAGUUUCAAGUCAUGCUAGGUCCCUGUGGAGGCUGGAAACACUGCGAGUCAUGUGGAGUGGGAGUCAUAUCCGUUGGGGUCAGCAUUUCAGACUAAGACAUGUGACCACAGGGAAAUAUCUAAGUCUGACUGAAGACAAGUCUCUUCUUCUGAUGGACAAAGAGAAGGCUGAUGUCAGGUCUACUGCAUUUUGCUUUAGGUCGUCCAAGGAAAAACUUGACCCUGGUGUGAGGAAGGAAGUGGAUGGGAUGGGUACACCAGACAUUAAGUAUGGAGACUCUGUGUGCUAUAUUCAACAUGCCAACACCUCCCUGUGGCUUACUUACCAAACUGUUGAUGCAAAGUGUGCACGCAUGGGUGGAGUACAAAGAAAGGCCAUCAUGCACCAUGAGGGUCAUAUGGACGACGGUCUCACACUGUCUCGGUCACAACAUGAGGAGAGCCGUACUGCCAGAGUCAUCCGCAGCACCGUCUUUCUGUUCAACCUUUUCAUCAGGGGACUGGACACCGUAAGAAAGAAGGGAAAAAGUUCCACUUUAGAUCUUCCAAUAGACUCAAUCAGUCUGAGUCUCCAGGACCUGAUUGGCUACUUCCAGCCACCUGAAGAUCAUCUAGACCAUGAAGACAAGCAGAACCGGCUGCGAGCUCUAAAAAACAGACAGAACCUCUUUCAAGAGGAGGGGAUGAUCAGCCUGGUGCUGGAGUGUAUUGAUCGUCUCCAUGUGUACAGCAGUGCAGCUCACUUUGCUGAGGUAGUUGGAAGGGAGGCUGCAGAGGCCUGGAGCUCCAUUCUAAACUCCUUAUAUCAACUGCUGGCUGCACUGAUUCGAGGAAACAGGAAAAACUGUGCACAGUUUUCUGGCUGUCUUGACUGGCUGAUAAGCAGACUGGAACGACUGGAAGCUUCUACAGGGAUCUUGGAGGUGCUUCAUUGUGUUCUGGUGGAAAGCCCUGAGGCCCUAAACAUAAUCAAAGAGGGACACAUCAAAUCUAUUAUUUCUCUUCUGGACAAGCAUGGACGCAACCAUAAGGUCCUAGACGUGUUGUGUUCAUUGUGUGUAUGUAAUGGCGUAGCAGUGCGCUCCAACCAACACCUGAUCUGUGACAACCUGUUACCAGGAAGAGAUCUGCUACUGCAGACCCACCUCAUCAACCACGUAAGCAGUAUGCGCCCCAACAUCUUCCUUGGUGUCAGUGAUGGCUCUGCCCAGUACAAAAAAUGGUACUACGAACUGAUUGUUGAUCAGAUGGUGCCAUUUGUCACAGCUGAACCCACUCACCUCAGGGUUGGCUGGGCCAAUACCUGUGGCUAUGCACCGUACCCCAGUGGAGGGGAGGGCUGGGGAGGCAAUGGGGUUGGUGAUGAUCUCUAUUCCUACGGCUUCGAUGGACUUCAUCUUUGGUCUGGCUGCAUUGCACGGACUGUUACAUCACCCAAUCAGCACCUUUUGCGUUCUGAAGAUGUGGUGAGCUGCUGCCUGGACCUGAGCAUUCCCAGUAUCUCCUUCAGGAUCAACGGCCAACCAGUUCAGGGCAUGUUUGAGAACUUCAACUCAGAGGGCCUUUUUUUUCCUGUGGCCAGUUUCUCUGCGGGGGUCAAGGUGCGUUUCCUCCUUGGGGGGCGUCACGGAGAGUUCAAAUUUCUUCCUCCUUCUGGCUAUGCUCCUUGCUAUGAGGCAGUGUUGCCCAGGGAGAAGCUCAAACUGGAGGCCAGCCAGGAUCAAACCGUAGCCAAAGACCUGUUGGGACCCACCAUCACUCUCAGCCAGGCUGCAUUCACACCCAUACCUGUGGACACCAGCCAGAUUGUUCUGCCAUCUCACCUAGAGAGAAUCCGGGAGAAACUUGCAGAAAAUAUCCAUGAACUUUGGGUGAUGAACAAAAUAGAACUGGGCUGGACAUACGGUGUAGUGCGAGAUGAUAACAAACGGCAGCACCCUUGCUUGGUGGAGUUUUCAAAGCUUCCUGAACAGGAACGAAGCUACAACCUGCAGAUGUCCCUGGAGACACUGAAGACUCUGCUUGCUUUGGGUUGCCAUGUUGGGCUAGCAGAUGAACAUGCUGUUCAAAAAGUAAAGAGCAUGAAACUAUCACCAACUUAUGAGUUGUCAGGUGGCUACAAACCUGCUCCUUUGGACCUGAGUCACAUCAAACUGACUCCCGCACAGGAAGCAAUGGUGGACAAACUGGCUGAAAAUGCACACAAUGUCUGGGCCAGAGACCGAAUCCGCCAAGGCUGGACCUAUGGUAUCCAACAGGAUGUGAAGAACCGCAGAAACCCUCGGCUCGUUCCCUACAUCUUGCUUGAUGAAAGAACCAAAAAGUCUAAUAAAGACAGUCUGAGAGAGGCUGUUAGGACACUGCUGGGCUACGGAUAUAAUCUAGAAGCUCCAGAUCAGGAUCAUGCUGCUCAGUCUGAUGUCAGCAACAUGUCUGCAGAAAGAUUUCGCAUUUUCAGAGCAGAGAAAACGUAUUGCGUUAACGCUGGGAAGUGGUACUUCGAGCUGGAGGUAAUUACAGCUGGAGAAAUGAGGGUAGGCUGGGCAAGGCCAGGCUGUCUACCAGACCAGGAGCUAGGAUCUGACGACCAGGCCUUUGUCUUCGAUGGCUUUAAGGUCCAGCGCUGGCAUCAGGGCAAUGAGCACUUUGGGCGUGCCUGGCAGACUGGUGAUGUAGUGGGAUGUAUGGUGGAUCUGAAUGAGCAUACAAUGAUGUUCACUUUGAAUGGAGAGGUGCUGCUGGAUGAUUCUGGAUCUGAACUGGCCUUCAAAGACUUUGAAGUCGCUGAAGGAUUCAUCCCAGUGUGCAGUCUGGGAGUGUGUCAGGUUGGGAGGAUGAAUUUUGGAAAAGAUGUCAGCACUUUGAAGUACUUCACCAUCUGCGGCCUGCAGGAAGGCUAUGAGCCGUUUGCUGUCAACAUGAAUCGGGAUGUAACCAUGUGGCUCAGCAAGAGGCUUCCUCAGUUUGUCCCUGUGCCCCCCAACCACCAACACAUUGAGGUGACUCGGAUGGAUGGAACAGUGGAGUCAUGUCCCUGCCUUAAGGUCACCCAGAGAUCAUUUGGUUCACAGAACAGUUACAAUGACAUCACCUUCUACAGACUGAGCAUGCCAAUAGAAUGCGCUGAAGCCAGAUCCCCAUCUUAUGGCAGCAUUUUCUCACCAAAGAAGGAGCUGGAAGAUUUUGAAUCUAUGUCAGACUUUGAAGUCCUGCUGAAGUCAUCUCAUGGUCCCAAUGGUCCAGGUGGACCUGACAGAGAUGAAUGUAAUAACCACAAAGAUUACACCCAGGAGAAGCCCUCCAAACUAAAACAACGGUUCACGCUGAAGAAAAACAAGCCAGACAACACCUGUACCUCAUCUGCUCGUCUGUCACAGGAGGUAGUGGCCGAUGACAGAGAGGGCUAUGAAGGCUUUGUGCAAGCUUCUACUUACUAUUAUUCAGUGCGGAUCUUCCCUGGUCAGGAGCCCAAUAGUGUGUGGGUCGGCUGGGUGACCUCUGACUUCCAUCAGUAUGACCCCAGCUUUGAGCUGAGUAAGGUCCGAACUGUCACAGUUACCCUGGGUGAUGAGAAGGGAAAGGUUCAUGAAAGCAUAAAGCGCAGUAACUGUUACAUGGUGUGGGCAGGAGAGAGCAGCAGCCCAGGACCGGGCAGGAACAAUAACGGCCUGGAGAUCGGCUGUCUGGUUGACACAACAAAUGGUCUGCUAACCUUCACAGCCAACGGGAAAGAGCUCAGCAUUUAUUACCAGGUGGAGCCCAGCACAAAACUGUUUCCUGCCGUUUUUGCCAAGGCCACCAGUCCCAACAUCUUCCAGUUUGAACUUGGUCGUAUCAAGAAUGUGAUGCCUCUGUCAGCUGGUUUGUUUAAAAGUGAGAGAAAGAACCCAGUUCCCCAGUGCCCGCCACGCCUUCAUGUGCAGUUUCUCACUCCUGUGUUAUGGAGCCGUGUUCCCAACCACUUCCUCAAGGUUUUAGCUAGCAGAGUGAAUGAUCGACACGGCUGGCAGGUCCAAUGUAGUGAUUCUCUGCAGUUCAUGUCUCUACACAUACCCGAGGAGAACAGGUCGGUGGAUAUCCUGGAGCUGUCAGAGCAGAAGGACUUAUUAAAGUUUCACUACCACACUCUCAGACUGUACUCUGCAAUCUGCGCUUUGGGAAACAAUCGAGUGGCUCAUGCUCUCUGCUCACACGUUGAUGAGGCACAGCUCCUUCAGGCUAUAGAGAAUAAGUAUAUGCCAGGUUUGCUUCGUGCGGGCUACUAUGACCUCCUCAUUGACAUCCACCUGAGGAGUUAUGCAACAGCUCGAUUGAUGAUGAAUAAUGAAUACAUUGUGCCCAUGACGCAUGAAACCAAAAGCAUCACUCUGUUUCCAGAUGACCUGAAGAAGCAUGGCCUGCCAGGCAUUGGGCUCAGUACAUCCCUGAGACCCAGAAUGCACUUUUCCUGUCCAAGUUUUAUACGUAUGACUGAAUCCUCAUUCCACGACAAUGGAAACAGUGGAUCAGGAAAUUGUUUCCAGUACAGCCCUGAAUUCCCAUUAGAUAUUUUAAAAGUUAAAACUAUUGAGAUGCUGACAGAGGCAGUGCGGGAAGGCAGCAUGCAUGUGCGGGAUCCAGUAGGGGGCAGUACAGAGUUACUCUUUGUUCCUCUCAUCAAGCUGGUCUACACCAUGCUUAUUAUGGGAAUUUUCCAAAAUGAAGAUCUGAAGAACAUUCUCCAGCUCAUUGAACCAUCUGUGUUCUCUGAACGAAGACACGGACAAGAAAAGAUUCCCAGUGAACCGGAGUCGCUGAAGAAUGUGGAAACAGCAGGAAGAGUAGAGGAUGGAGCAAGGAACCUGCCAAAUGAAGGACUACUACAGAUGAAGCUACCAGAGCCUGUUAAACUUCAGAUGUGUCAUGUGCUGCAGUACCUGUGUGACUGUCAGGUGCGACAUCGUAUUGAGGCGGUGGUGGCCUUCUCUGAUGACUUUGUGGCAUGUCUCCAAGACAACCAGCGCUUUCGCUACAAUGAGGUGAUGCUGGCUCUCAACAUGUCUGCUGCGCUCACUGCCAAGAAAACCAAAGAGUUUAGAUCUCCCCCACAGGAACAGAUCAACAUGCUGCUGAACUUCAAGGACAACAAGCAGGACUGUCCCUGUCCGGAAUACAUCCGGGAGCAGCUGCUGGACUUCCAUGAAGAUCUGAUGAGACACUGUGAGUUGGAUGAGGAGAGAGGAAUGGAUGGUGACAAUGAUUUCACCAUUCGAGGUCGUCUCAUGUCGCUGGUGGAGAAGGUGUCCUACCUUAAAAAGAAGAUGGGAGGCUUGCCGAAGGAAAAAAAGGACAGAAAACCCAGUACUUUACAGCAGCUUAUCUCGGAUACGAUGGUCCGCUGGGCUCAGGAGUCGGUUAUAGAGGAUCCAGAGCUUGUGAGAGCCAUGUUUGUUCUUCUGCACCGCCAGUACGAUGGCAUUGGAGGACAGGUUCGAGCUCUUCCUAAAGCCUACACAAUAAAUGCAGUAUCCAUAGAGGACACUAUUAACCUGCUGGCUGCUCUGGGCCAGAUCCGAUCUCUGCUGAGCGUCCGGAUGGGCAGAGAAGAGGAGAAACUGAUGAUCAGAGGGCUAGGAGACAUCAUGAGUAACAAGGUGUUCUACCAACAUCCCAACCUGAUGAGAGCUCUGGGGAUGCACGAGACGGUCAUGGAGGUCAUGGUUAAUGUUCUCAGUGGGGGAGACUCAAAGGAAAUCACUUUUCCUAAAAUGGUGGCCAACUGUUGUCGGUUUUUGUGCUACUUCUGCCGCAUCAGUCGACAAAACCAAAAGGCCAUGUUUGAUCAUCUGAGCUACCUGUUGGAGAACAGCAGCGUAGGCCUUGCAUCUCCAUCCAUGCGUGGAUCCACUCCUCUGGAUGUGGCUGCAGCAUCAGUCAUGGAUAACAAUGAACUAGCUCUGGCUCUAAGAGAACCAGAGCUGGAAAAGGUGGUGCAGUAUCUGGCUGGCUGUGGGUUACAGAGCUGUGUGAUGCUCAUGCACAAAGGAUACCCUGACAUCGGCUGGAACCCUGUGGAAGGGGAGCGAUACCUGGACUUUCUGCGCUUUGCUGUCUUUUGCAAUGGGGAGAGCGUGGAAGAGAAUGCCAAUGUUGUGGUGAGGCUUCUUAUUCGCCGGCCUGAAUGCUUCGGCCCCGCUCUACGAGGUGAAGGUGGUGAUGGAUUGCUUGCAGCGAUAGAGGAAUCCAUUAGAAUCUCUCAGGAUCCUUCCAGAGAUGGCCCGUCUCCAGUUUCUGAGAGCAGCAGAACACUCAGUGACAUGAUGGAUGAAGAGGAAGAUGAUACCAUCCACACAGGCAAUGCUAUUAUGACCUUUUAUUCUGCACUUAUCGACCUGCUGGGCCGCUGUGCUCCAGAAAUGCAUCUGAUCCAUGCUGGCAAAGGUGAAGCAAUCCGUAUCAGAGCCAUUUUGAGGUCACUGAUUCCUAUCGAAGACCUGGUUGGAGUCAUCAGCAUUCCCUUCUCCAUGCCUAACCUCGCUAAAGAUGGGAUAGUUGUGGAGCCAGACAUGUCAGCAGGUUUCUGUCCAGACCAUAAAGCAGCCAUGGUCUUGUUCCUGGACCGUGUCUAUGGUAUAGAAGACCAGAAUUUCCUCCUCCACCUUCUUGAGGUUGGAUUCCUACCAGAUCUCAGAGCCGCUGCCUCUCUGGACACUGCUGCUCUCAGUGCCACAGACAUGGCACUUGCCCUCAACAGGUACCUAUGUACAGCAGUGCUGCCCCUCCUAACCAAAUGUGCUCCUCUGUUUGCGGGAACUGAGCCAUUUGCCUCAUUAAUCGACUCCCUUCUUCAUACGGUUUACCGCCUUUCCAAAGGCUGCUGCCUUACCAAAGCACAAAGGGACGCUAUAGAGGAGUGUCUGCUGGCAGUUUGUGGUAAGCUGAGGCCUUCAAUGAUGCAGCACCUGCUGAGGAGGCUGGUGUUUGAUGUUCCGUUGCUAAAUGACCACACCAAGAUGCCUUUGAAGCUGCUGACCAAUCACUAUGACCGUUGCUGGAAGUAUUACUGUCUAUCUGGAGGCUGGGGGAGUUUUGGAGCAGCUUCAGAUGAAGAGCUUCACCUCUCCAGGAAACUGUUCUGGGGAAUAUUUGAUGCUCUGUCCUGCAAGAGUUAUGACCAGGAACUGUUUAAGCUGGCGCUGCCAUGUCUGAGUGCGGUAGCUGGCGCACUGCCUCCAGAUUACAUCGAGUCCAACUACAUGGCAAUGAUGGAGAAACAGUCGUCCAUGGAUUCAGAGGGAAACUUCAACCCACAACCUGCUGACACCACUAAUGUAAUUGUUCCUGAGAAGCUGGACUAUUUCAUCACCAGAUAUGCUGAGCAUAACCAUGAGAGGUGGUGUAUAGAAAAGUUUUCCAAUGGUUGGACAUAUGAAGAACACAUGUGUGAGAGCAGUAAGACACAUCCUCUGCUGAAGCCAUACAAAAGCCUUUCUGAGAAGGAUAAGGAGGCGUACUGCUGGUCUGUCCGAGAGUCACUGAAGACAAUGCUGUCAUGGGGCUGGAUCAUUGACAGAAACAGAGAAGGAGAUACUGCCACCCUUCACAACAAAUCUAGACGGAUUUCACAGACCAGCCAGUUAUCGUUUGAAGGCAAUCCAGCUUUUAGCCCAAGACCCGUUGACAUGAGCAAUGUCACACUGUCCAGAGACAUGCAGUCAAUGGCCGAGCUGCUUGCAGAGAAUUAUCACAAUAUCUGGGCAAGAAAAAAGAAAAUGGAGCUAGAAGCCAAAGGUGGAGGAAGGCAUCCUCUUCUAGUUCCCUUUGACACACUGACUGCCAAAGAGAAAUCCAACGACAGAGAAAAAGCUCAAGACAUCCUCAAGUUUCUCCAGAUCAAUGGUUACAUUGUAUCCAGAGGUAAGAAGUCUCCAGAGCUGGACACUCCAGCAAUUGAGAAGAGAUUUGCCUACACCUUUCUCCAGAAGCUUAUCGCAUAUGUAGACCAGGCUCACCACCAUAUGAUGGAGUUUGAUGUGGGAACACAGCUGAAGGGAGGGGAGAUUCCUCAUGAACAGCAAAUAAAGUUCUUUGGAAAGGUUGUUUUGCCAUUGGUGGACCAGUACUUUAAAAACCACAGACUCUACUUCGUAUCCACAGCCAUCCACCCAAUCAGCAGUGGAGGCCAUGCCUCAAAUAAGGAGAAAGAGAUGGUGACCAGUCUUUUUUGCAAACUGGGAGUUCUUGUCAGACAUAGGAUUUCCUUAUUCGGGAACAAUGCAACAUCCAUUGUCAACUGUCUUCAGAUAUUGGGAAAAAGUCUAGAUGCCAGGACAGUAAUGAAGACUGGGCUCGAGUCUGUGAAGACAGCUCUGCGCUCCUACUUUGAUAGUGUGGCAGAAGAUUUGGAGAAAACUCAGGAGAACCUGAAGCUCGGUCAAUUCACCCACACCAGAGAGCAACCAUGUGGUGUCACUCAGAUCAUCAACUAUACCACAUUCGCCCUGCUGCCAGUGCUCUCCUCCCUCUUUGAGCACAUCGGACAAAACAUUUUUGGAGAGGACCUUAUGUUGGAUGAAGUCCAGGUGUCCUGCUACAGAAUACUGAAUAGUCUCUACUUUCUGGGAACCAACAAAAGCAUCUAUGUGGAGAGACAGCGGCCGGCUUUGGGAAAAUGUUUAGCUACCUUCUCAGCAGCCUUCCCUGUCGCCUUCCUGGAGCCACACCUGAACAAGUUUAACAGCUUCUCCAUCUUCAACAACAAAACAAGCAAAGAGAGAACAGCUAUGGGCCUGUCAGGGCCUGUUGAGGAGGUGUGUCCUUUGGUCCCAAACCUCGAAAAGUCUCUGGAAGAAAUCAUGGAGUUGGCAGAGUCUGGGAUGAGGUACACUCAGAUGCCUCAUGUGAUGGAGGUAGUGUUGCCCAUGUUGUGCAGCUAUAUGUCUCACUGGUGGGAGCAUGGACCAGAAAGCAAUCCUGACAAAGCCGACAGCUGCUGUACAUCUGUUACCUCUGAGCAUAUGAACAAUCUGCUGGGAAACAUUCUGAAAAUCAUCUACAACAACCUGGGAAUUGAUGAGGGGGCUUGGAUGAAAAGACUGGCUGUCUUCUCCCAACCAAUCAUCAGCAAAGCUAAAGCCCAACUGUUACAGACCCAUUUCCUUCCUCUGAUGGAUAAACUAAAAAAGAAAGCUGCAGUUGUGCUGAUGGAUGAAGAGCACAGCAGGGCUGAAGGAAGAGGUGAAAUGUCAGAGACAGAGCUCCUCAUCAUGGACCAGUUCACUAUAUUGGUUAGAGACCUGUAUGCCUUCUACCCCCUGCUGAUACGAUUUGUGGACUACAACAGAGGAAGAUGGUUAAAAGAAUCCAACCAGGAGGCUGAGGAGCUGUUCAGAAUGGUGGCUGAAGUUUUCAUAUUUUGGGCCAAGUCUCAUAACUUCAAGAGAGAAGAGCAAAACUUUGUGGUCCAGAAUGAAAUCAACAACAUGUCAUUCCUUAUCUCUGACACCAAGUGCAAAAUGUCAAAGGGUAUAGUUUCAGACCAGGAGAGGAAAAAAAUGAAGAGGAAGGGUGAUCGAUACUCUAUGCAGACAAGUUUGAUUGUAGCCACUCUGAAGCGCCUGCUCCCUGUGGGACUGAACAUCUGUGCUCCAGGAGAACAGGAACUCAUAUCACUGGCUAAAAACCGCUUCACACAGAAAGACACAGAGGAUGAGGUUCGAGAGAUCAUAAGGAGCAAUAUCCAUUUACAAGGGAAGCUGGAGGAUCCAGCUAUUCGUUGGCAGAUGGCUUUGUACAGAGACCUCCCUAACCACUAUGAGGAUACCUCUGACCCAGAAAAGACUGUGAAAAGAGUCCUGGACAUCGCUCAUGUCCUCUUCCACCUAGAGCAGGUGGAGCAUCCUCAGCGCAGCAAAAAAGCUGUGUGGCACAAACUGCUGUCCAAACAAAGGAAGCGGGCUGUGGUUGCCUGUUUUAGGAUGGCACCCCUCUAUAACCUGCCAAGACAUCGUGCUGUAAACUUGUUCCUGCAAGGCUAUGAGAAGUCCUGGAUUGAGGCGGAAGAGCAUUAUUUUGAAGACAAACUUAUCGAGGACCUUGCUAAAGCAGGUGAAAGAGAGUCAUCUGAAGAAGAGGAGGGCAUAAAACAUAUAGAUCCACUCCAUCAACUUAUUCAGCUCUUCAGCAGAACUGCUCUCACUGAGAAAUGUAAACUGGAUGAAGAUAACCUUUACAUGGCUUAUGCUGACAUCAUGGCUAAGAGUUGUCACGACGAAGAGGAUGAAGAAGGAGAAGUAAAAAGUUUUGAAGAGAAGGAGAUGGAGAAGCAAAAGCUGUUGUAUCAGCAGGCCCGACUGCAUGACCGUGGAGCUGCAGAAAUGGUUCUUCAAACAAUCAGCGCCAGUAAAGGUGUUAUGGGCCCUAUGGUUGCAUCCACUCUGAAGCUGGGCAUAGCCAUUCUUAAUGGAGGAAACUCAACUGUACAGCAGAAAAUGUUGGAUUAUCUAAAGGACAAGAAGGAUGUGGGCUUCUUUCAAAGUCUGGCUGGGCUGAUGCAGUCUUGCAGUGUUCUGGAUCUGAAUGCAUUUGAGAGGCAGAACAAAGCUGAGGGACUGGGGAUGGUGACAGAGGAGGGAUCAGUCAUCACUCAUGAGCGUGGUGAGAAGGUCAUGCAGGAUGAUGAGUUCACGUGUGACCUUUUCCGCUUCCUGCAGCUGCUUUGCGAAGGACACAACUCAGAUUUCCAGAACUACUUGAGGACACAAACUGGGAACAAUACAACUGUCAAUAUCAUUAUAUCUACUGUUGACUACCUACUCAGAGUUCAGGAAUCUAUCAGUGAUUUCUACUGGUAUUAUUCUGGGAAGGAUGUUAUUGAUGAGCAGGGCCAGAAGAAUUUCUCCAAGGCAAUUAACGUGGCCAAACAGGUGUUCAACACGCUUACUGAGUACAUCCAGGGCCCAUGCACUGGCAACCAGCAGAGUUUGGCUCACAGUCGACUGUGGGAUGCUGUGGUUGGCUUUCUACAUGUCUUCGCACACAUGCAGAUGAAAUUAUCACAGGACUCAAGUCAGAUUGAGUUACUAAAGGAGCUGAUGGAUCUGCAGAAAGACAUGGUGGUUAUGUUGUUGUCUAUGCUGGAAGGUAAUGUAGUGAAUGGGACAAUCGGGAAACAGAUGGUUGAUAUGUUGGUGGAAUCGUCCAACAAUGUGGAGAUGAUCCUGAAGUUCUUUGAUAUGUUCCUGAAACUGAAAGACCUGACCUCCUCUGAUGGUUUCAAGGAGUAUGAUCCCGAUGGAAAAGGUGUCAUCUCCAAAAGGGACUUUCAUAAGGCCAUGGAGAGCCACAAACACUACACCCAAUCUGAAACAGAGUUCCUCCUCUCCUGUGCUGAGACUGAUGAGAAUGAACUUCUGGACUAUGAGGAGUUUGUCAUGCGUUUUCAUGAACCAGCCAAGGACAUUGGCUUCAACGUGGCAGUUUUGUUGACCAACCUGUCCGAACACAUGCCUCAUGACACCCGCUUACAGACCUUUCUGGAGCUGGCAGAGAGCGUCCUCAACUACUUCCAGCCAUAUCUCGGCCGGAUCGAGAUCAUGGGCAGCGCCAAGCGCAUUGAGCGGGUCUACUUUGAAAUCAGUGAGUCCAGUCGGACACAGUGGGAGAAACCUCAGGUUAAAGAAUCAAAACGCCAGUUUAUCUUUGAUGUGGUGAAUGAAGGCGGAGAGAAAGAGAAGAUGGAGCUGUUUGUGAAUUUCUGUGAGGACACCAUCUUCGAAAUGCAGCUAGCUGCGCAGAUGUCUGAUGCUGGCGAACGCUCAGCUGUGAAAGAGGAGAGUGAACGAGAGAAAUCCGAUGAAGAAAACCCUGACAUGGGCUUUUUCUCUGUUUCCACUGUGUGCUUGGCAUUAAUCGCGCUUCGUUACAAUGUCAUGUUGCUAAUAAAGGUGCUGUCGAUGAAGAGCCUAAAGAAACAAAUGAAGAAGAUUAAGAACAUGACACCGAAAGACAUGGUGACCACUCUAGUCUCUUUCUACUGGUCAGUACUGCUGGGUCUCCUCCAUGUGGCCUUCAGUGUGGUUCGAGGGUUUUGCAGAAUCUUCUACAAUACCUUCAUGGGAGGAAAUUUAAUGGAGGGAGCCAAAGCUGUCAAGGUGUCAGAGCUGCUGGCCACCAUGCCUGACCCUACCCAGGAUGAGGUACGUGGUGAAGAAGAUGAAAGAGAAAGGAGACUAUCUGACCGCAGUUUCCCGAAGGAGGACCUAGCUGAUCUUGCUGUUAAUACCAGUGAAACUGAACUGCUGUCAGACAUUUUCGGUCUGGACUUGAGAAGAGAGGGAGGACAGUACAAAAUCACCCCCCAUAACCCCAACGCUACCCUCACCGAGCUUCUCAAUUCCCCAGUUCCCUCCUCAGCUUCAGCCACUGUUCCUCAGCCAGAACUCAGACAAAGACAUCAGUCCAAGAGUGGUCCCUCAGAAAAGAAGGAAGAAAUACCAGAAUCUGAACCUGAACCCGAAAAAGCGUUUGAAGAGGGACAUGUGGGGAAACAAGAAAAACAACUGAAGAAUGAGAAGAUGAAACCAAAAGUGAGAAGGCUUCACAGCUCAAAGUCUGAUGAACCAGAUCUGCAGGAGUCGGCCUUCUUGAAGAAAAUUUUGGCCUAUCAGAGGAAACUGCUGAACUACUUUGCCAGAAACUUCUACAACAUGAGGAUGUUGGCACUGUUUGUUGCAUUUGCAAUCAAUUUUAUUCUUCUCUUCUAUAAGGUUUCUACCUCUUCAUCCUUGGUGGAAGAGAAGGACACAGUGUACACCAACAGCCAAACAGACAGCAGUGUUCAGUGGGAUCCACUGGCUGGAGAACCUCAGCUAUCAAAGGACAGGGUGACAGAUGAGACGGGAGAGCCCCUGAGGCCAGUCUCAGUCCGUUUUGUUCUGGAAGAGAGCACUGGAUACAUGGAGCCCAUGUUAAGAAUCCUGGCUGUUCUCCAUACAGUGAUUUCUUUCUUCUGCAUCAUUGGAUACUACUGUUUAAAGGUUCCGCUAGUAAUCUUUAAACGUGAGAAAGAGGUGGCCAGGAAGCUCGAAUUUGAUGGUCUUUACAUCACCGAGCAACCAUCUGAGGAUGACAUCAAAGGACAGUGGGACAGACUUGUGAUCAACACACAAUCUUUUCCAAACAACUACUGGGAUAAGUUUGUGAAGAGGAAGGUGAUGGAUAAAUAUGGGGAGUUUUACGGUCAUGACCGCAUUAGUGAGUUGCUGGGGUUGGACAAAGCUGCUUUGGAUUUUAGUGAUUCUCACAAAAAAAGAAAACCGAGGAAAGACAGUUCACUGGCAGCAGUGCUUAACUCCAUUGAUGUGAAGUACCAGAUCUGGAAGCUUGGGGUUGUAUUUACUGACAACUCCUUCUUGUAUCUGGCCUGGUAUAUGACCAUGUCCAUCCUGGGUCACUAUAAUAAUUUCUUCUUUGCUGCUCAUCUGCUGGACAUUGCUAUGGGUUUUAAGACGCUGCGUACCAUCCUCUCAUCAGUCACACAUAAUGGCAAACAGCUGGUGCUGACGGUUGGCCUGUUAGCAGUGGUGGUGUACCUCUACACAGUGGUUGCCUUCAAUUUCUUCAGAAAGUUUUACAACAAAAGUGAAGAUGGAGAACUUCCAGAUAUGAAGUGUGACGACAUGUUGACAUGUUAUAUGUUUCACAUGUAUGUGGGCGUUCGAGCAGGCGGAGGUAUUGGCGACCAAAUUGAGGAUCCUGCGGGUGAUGAGUACGAGAUCUACCGCAUAAUCUUUGACAUCACAUUCUUCUUCUUUGUCAUUGUAAUCCUGCUGGCCAUCAUCCAAGGUUUGAUCAUUGAUGCAUUUGGUGAACUGAGAGACCAACAAGAACAAGUCAAAGAAGACAUGGAGACCAAAUGUUUUAUCUGUGGAAUAGGAAAUGACUAUUUUGACACCGUACCACAUGGGUUUGAAACUCACACUCUACAGGAGCACAAUUUAGCCAACUACUUAUUCUUUUUGAUGUAUCUGAUAAACAAAGAUGAAACCGAGCACACAGGUCAGGAGUCGUAUGUAUGGAAGAUGUACCAGGAGCGUUGCUGGGAGUUUUUUCCUGCUGGGGACUGUUUCCGGAAACAGUACGAGGAUCAGCUCAAUUGAGCUCUUGGAUCCCCAGACUCUAUCCUCUAACACUGCAGCCCCUCCAUGGCUUUUUACUUGCCCAGCAAACCAUUCUUACAGCUAUCUGGGAAGCAACCAAACAACACUCCUUUCUGCUCUACUUCUCAGUCCUGAGGGAUCUAGAUGUUCUUCACUUCCUUAAACCAUCCUCAUUUACACAGUCAACCAUCUAACGCCUGUCUAAUCUUCAGCUCACUUUGUUUGAAUGCUUCUUGUACAUAGGCAAUAUAAGAUUAUAUUACCAUACAUGACUGAUGGCUUUUCAAGAUUUUUGUCCCAAAUGAUCCUUUUUUGUUUCACUUUACUCUAUUUACAGGACUAUAACUUGCAAAAAAUAAAAUAAAAAUAGAGCAAAGGAAAAUAAAGGGAAGUGAAGGAGCUUGAAAGCCUUUCAGGGCAAUAAUUGACACAUGUUCAUGGUAUAUGUAGGUCCAGGAGGUGAAAACUCACCUCAUUCAUUCAGUUUAAGCAGAACAGAGCAAAAACCUGACUGUGAAAACAGAAAAAUGUGAAAGCUGCGUAGAAAAGGAAUGAAUCCAUCAUCCAACCAAUGUGCAGUGUGAAGAAUGAACAUGGGAGCUGGUGACAAAACCAGAACAUUCCUUAUAAAGGAACGUUUGUAGUUGAUAAAGUUUGCAGACGUUCCAUGUUUGUUCUUGCCCACCCUGUGUUUAAAGGGCUCCCUAACUGAGUUUCAGAUGUUUUCUGUUCUUAGUCUGACUCCUGUUCUUCAUUCACAAAAUACAGAACUGGCCAAAUAAACUGUUUUGAUAUGGCAAUAACAAUAAACAUUAAAUAUGAGGACAAGUCCUUCGCUGAUGGUCCUGGAGAAAUGCACACGGCCUUUAAUGAUCAACAGAUUCCACUUUCCAGAUUAGUACUCACACUCUAAUAUUUCACCAAUAGUUUUUUUAUGUUAAUUACCAAAGCAGCAUCAAUUUAAUUUGAUUUCCAGCUUCCCAGCUGAGGAUACUGGUCUAAACAACUUUGGUCCAACUGGAGCAAUAAGCUAUGUUGCUGCUAGGGAAGAGGAGUAUGUUGUAGACGCCAUCAGCAGAGAUGCUGAAGGAAGCAGAAAGCUGCGAUAUGAGCACUGCAAAUAUUGCAAAGAUAUAAAGCAUAUCAGUGACUGUCUGGAUGAAGAAAUAUAGAAAUUCAUGUUUGAGAUGAAAGCUGAGCUGCGAGGAGUUUGACAGAAGAACUGAUGCUAAAGCGGAAACAAUAUAUACUCCUUUAGUUCUAUGCUUAGUCCUUUAGUCUUAUAUUCUACCAUCUCCCAUUUUACUAAAGGUAUCCACUCUACACAUAACUUUCUAAGGUCAUCUUCCUACAGCUUAGACAAAAAUUGUGAAGUAGAAAUUAAAUUGAACCCUCUGUUCAGAGGAAUUAGAGAGAUUAAGAUUUCCAGGUCACUGACAGGCUGGGGGCAACAUUCAGAUUUCCUGAGCUUCAGAGUUUCUUUGGAGGCUUUAAUGGUUCAGGGGAAAAAACUUGGCUGCUUCUCGUUCAGUUGUGUUGUGCGAAAAAAAUGAAAGUUAUAAAGAACAGAGUUGUGAAAAACAUGGACUGUUGCAUUAAAGUAACAGUGAAGUCCAGUGUUGUCUCUGAAAGUGCCGCAAUCCCAGGAUAUUUAAUGUUCUUUUGUUUGGCUUUUUCUAUAACAGAGGAAAAUUCUCAUCUUUACAAUUAUUUUAAAAAUUCAGCUGAUGCUGGUUAUUACAUUAUAUUUAUAUGAUUCCACGCAAACAACCAAAUCCAACUCUAUCUAAACGUAUUGUUUAAAGUAGCUCUCAGUCACAACUGCAGCUUAUUCUGGGCUUGUCUGAUAGAUGACUCAAUGUUUAGGUGAUAACAACAGCAGACUGUAUGUUUGUGAUUAGCAGUGUUUGUGAGGAACAAUGACAAUUAUUAUUGACAAGUUAUUGACAAUUCAUAGUAUUGAUCUUUCCUUAAAACGACGGGCCAAUGGCUGGACUCUCAGUCUAAAUAUUUCAAGCCAAUCAUUCAGAGCAGUUUUGUUGGAUCUUGGAACUCUUUAAACAUUCUGCAUUUUGCUAUUUCCUCUGAAUAAAGCAGAACGUUUAGCUGCUAUAACAGAGACGCAUUACAUAUCUCCCACAGUUUCUAAGGUUUUGACCUGUAUUGGAAUUCCAUUCAAUACAGACUAGAAUAAAAGUAUCAAGAUAUUAAAGUGAGUUAAAGAUAGGAGUGGUGUUUAAUUUCAGAGGUUACUCUAAACUAGUCGGUCAGAAGAAAUAAAACAUAAACAUCCAACAAUUAUUCUUGGGUUUUUUCCUUCUUUGAUUAAUACAGUGACAUUGUUUAUUCUUUUUGUAAAGACAUUCUUUAAAUUUUUUUUAGAAAUACAGUUGUUGCAUGGAAGUUAUGGUGGUCUAAUGAACCAUAAAUUGCAGAAAAAAAUUUUAUUAGGACGACUUAAAAGAUUAUUUUUAGGAUUUCCGUACUACUGCAUCUAAGUGUUAAGUAUUUUUGCCACAUUGCAUCCCUUGAAGAGAAAAGAGAAAGUAUCUCAUUUCACCAUGUAUCUUUUUCAUAUAUGCAAUUUAUAAGAGAUGUGUUUAAUGAUGAUGGUUCAAGCAAUACCUCUUCGUUGAAUGUCUGGAGGGGCUGUACAUUGUUAAUGGCAAACAAAGACAGAAAAUACAUUGUUGCUAAACUAUUUCAGUUAAAUAAAUGCACGUAUUUAUUCAUUUAUUCUAUGCUUAUUCAUUUAGCUGUUCCUUUGCGUUAAAGAUGAAGAAACAUAGAAGAAAAAAAUUGUAAUUUUUUUGGGCUUGACUGAAAACAAUAAUGUUUUGCUUCUGUUCCACUUGUUAAGUUUGCACGUGUGAACAGGUCAUGGUGGUUUUAUUUUCCUCAUCAUACAAAAUGCAAACGAAAACUUCAGUGUAACCCCUUUCUGGAAUAGUAAACUAUGUGAACACCUACACUCUAUGUUUAGGAUAAGUAAUGUUAAGGUAUUAAAAUAAAAGUGUCAGUGUGCAUGUAAAUGUUCAGAGGUAUUCCAACUAGCAGAGACAGAUUUAUUGAAGCAACUUCAGGUUGUGUUUGCAAGGUCCUUCCUGCUUUGAAUACUGCAGCUGUUUCUUUCUAUUAGCUCUGUCUAAUCUCAAAAUUAUAAAGAAAUAAAUUUUAGUCUUGAGUAUGCUGAGGUUACUUCAUUAUACAAGCCCAAAGAGAAUUAGAGGCUGCUUCUAUUGCGUUUAUGGCAUUGAUAUUGCCACUGCUGAGGAGCCAGUUGGAAGCGUUGCAUGCAUAGUUUAGAUUUGCGAGAAGGGAGGGAGGGACAGUCGACCCUCAGUCGACAGUCAAUCGGCAGUCUACCUAUGUAAGCGUUCGGAUUCCUUCCAUGUUUUCCUGCCUUUUUUUUCUACUUUUCCAAUACCACCCUAGACUGAAUGAUGCCAUGAAUACAUUUUGUAGUAUUUGUAUGACAUAACCUUAAACAUAUUCAACUAUUUUUGUGAGGAUGCUGGUUUAUUUUAAUCAGUGCAUUAAGCAGACAUUUUGAAUAAAUUGUUGCUACUUUUGCCCAAGGGAAAUGUUAAAGGGGGACUGGGUAAAUGAGAUAUAAAUGAAUUUGCAUGUUCUGGAAAAUAAAUAUCCAUUUAUAAA